This is a messenger RNA of Echinops telfairi (small Madagascar hedgehog), 2004 nucleotides long. It is a transcript of the gene ZNF22, whose product is annotated as zinc finger protein 22. The record is from RefSeq and is a predicted model, not a curated record. Bases 147 to 824 code for a protein of 225 amino acids. Lineage: Eukaryota; Metazoa; Chordata; Mammalia; Afrosoricida; Tenrecidae. The transcript has 2 exons.
AGAAGCAGGGUCGAGAACCUGGCCAAAAGCGUGUACUAGCUGCUAAGAAAGUUAAUGAGCUAACACAAUAUAAAGAAAAGUAACAACUGCAGCCCAAGAAAGCAAAGCAACUUCAGAAGAAGACAGACCUUAUUAAGCUCUUCACCAUGAAGUUAGGAAAACCUAAACGUGGUAUUUCUCGAAGCUCAAGCCAAGGAAAAGCCCAUGAAAACCAGCACAAAAAAACACAGAAUCGCCAGAAAUGGGGAAUGGAUGCUCGAUUUGACUCAACCUUGAGUAGACUAAGAAGAAGCUUGGAUGAUAAACCCUAUAAAUGUAUUGAAUGUGAAAAGAGUUUCACUCAGAGUUCUACUCUUUUUCAACAUCAGAAAAUCCACACGGGAAAGAAAUCCCAUAAAUGUGCUGAUUGUGGGAAAAGUUUUUUUCAGAGUUCAAAUCUUAUCCAGCAUCGGCGGAUCCAUACAGGAGAAAAGCCCUAUAAAUGUGAUGAAUGUGGAGAAAGAUUUAAACAGAGCUCAAAUCUCAUUCAGCACCAGAGAAUUCAUACUGGAGAAAAACCCUACCAGUGUGAUGAGUGUGGCCGAUGUUUCAGCCAGAGUUCCCACCUUAUUCAGCAUCAAAGGACUCACACAGGGGAGAAACCUUACCAGUGCAGUGAAUGUGGCAAAUGCUUCAGUCAGAGUUCUCACCUCAGACAGCACAUGAAGGUGCACAAAGAAGAGAAACUUCCUAAAAGCCGGAGUAAAAAUAUUAGGGCAAAAACUCACUUAGUUUCAUCUUGGAAAGCUGGCACUAGAAGGAAGUCAGUGGCUCGUCUUCGCUAAAAUAUAAGGCACUUACUCAGUCCUCUUUUAAGAAAAGGCUAGUACUUUCAGAAUUGGAGAUGUUUGUAAUAGAGCACUUAUAUACUGGAUUCCUUGAUCUAAUAGACAUCGGAGGCUUAGUGACUUUGGGCUGAAAAAUAAUACAUGUGUCGAGCUUUUCUCAUUUUUUACGUGAAAUAAAGCACAGAGACAACAUUUUAAAAAUAUAAAUAGUUUCUGUGGAAAGAAUGAUUGAAUAAGAGAGAAAAAAAAAUUUGGAGUUCAGCACUUGAGUUCUUAUGAUGUUGUAUAGUGUACUAAUAGGUUAUAAUAUGAGUUGGAGAUUCAACUUAUUCAAUGUAUUCAUAAUUACCGAUAUUUAAUCAGCAAGGCACAUCACUCUAAGUUAAUGUUCUUUUAUUUCUUUCCUUCUACUAAUGGAGUAGAAUUUCCCUAUUUUCACCAAAUUCUUAGUAAAGUAGAACUAUAGAAGCCCAAACUAGAAAUGAACUAGACCACACAUUUCUCCUAAUUUUAAUACUGUUUCUUAUAAUGAUAUUACUGUUGUCACUUGUUUUCCCCUGUGUGAUGGAUUUCUAAUACUGUUUCUUAUAAUGAUAUUACUGUUGUCACUUGUUUUCCCGUGUGAUGGAUUUCUAAUACUGUUUCUUGUAAUGGUAUCAUUGUUGUUGCUUGUUUUCCACAGGGAAAGUGACAGGUAUCCCUACAUCUUUGGACUUGGAAUUCUUUUGGACUCUGACAAACAGAGCCAACUUUUUAAAUUUACGUAGAUUAAUAAUACUAUAUUUUAUCCACACAAUCACAAAUUAUUACUAACUAAAAAUCUACAAUUUACAUGUCCCUCUGGCUUCCCCUUUAAGAACCUUGGUAACCGAGCUUAUCUUAAGCAAAUAUUUGUUGACAGUAAAAGUCAAUUAAUCUAAAUACCAGUGCAUUGCAGCUUUGAAGUGUAAGUUAACUUUUUUGCACUCCAUUAAUAGUUCAAGAAGUCUAACCUGUAAACUUCUAUCAGAACAGGGCAAGGUGUCAGACAUUUUAAUCAUUGUUCAGCUCAGGUUUUCAUUUUUAUUCGGUACUAAAAUUUCUGAUUUGGGGGGGGUAUCUUUUAUAAUCACUUCAGUCCCUGCUAUAUUAAUGCCAGUUAUUCUUAAAAAUAAAAAAUAGAUUAUUUUGCAUAAUA